AUGGCGACUCCUACCCAUAUGAAAGCGACCAUUCUAUCCAAGAUUGGCGGACCUGAGGGCUUCAAAUUCUCAGACAAGAUACCAGUUCCCGAACUGAAGGAUGGAUUUGUCAUUGUGAAAAACACGUUUGCGAGCUUGAAUUUCAUCGAUGUCUAUUUUCGAACCGGUGCCUACCCUACGCACCAAGGCCCGAACUUGAACCUGGGCCAAGAGGCUUCUGGGCUUAUUGAGGCAGCGCCAGAGAACAAUCCGUUCGGUUUCCAAAAGGGCGACCGUGUGGUAUGGAUCGCUCAAGGUGGCUAUGCACAGUACACGGCAGUUCCAAUCACCCAAGUUAUCAAGGUUCCAGAAGGUGUUGCGGACGAGGAUGCAGCGGGUGUGUUUUUGGCUGGUAUGACAGCAUUGGCUGUGAUCAACGAGUCUUUCAACGUGAAAGCUGGUGACAGUGUACUUGUCCAGGCAGCCGCAGGGGGGCUGGGUCUGUUGCUUUGCCAAGCUCUUCGUGAUCGAAGUGCUUUGGUAAUCGGAACUGCCGGAGGACGCGAGAAGUGUGACCUAGCACUGCAACAUGGAGCGGAUCAUAUGAUUGAUUAUCGGGAGGAGGUGAACUGGGCCGAGAAGGUGCGGGAAUUGACAAACGGGGAAGGUGUUGAUGUGGUAUAUGAUGGCGUUGGCAAGGAUACUUGGGAGGGCAGCCUUGCGGCAGUCAAGAAAUUUGGUAAAGUCGUUUUUGUUGGCAGUGCCAGUGGCCCAGUGCCUCCCUUCUCCAUUGAAAGGUUGACUGAAAAGAACGCUUCUAUCAUGCGACCUACUUUGCGAAACUAUAUCGGUACAAGAGAGCGACUCGAGCGAUAUGGCAAUGAGGCCCUUGAUAUGGUACGAACUGGAAAGUGGAAUGUCCGAAAGCACAGUCAUUACUACUCUUUGGAGGAGAUAGAACAGGCCCAUAGAGACUUGGAAAGCCGGGCCACCACGGGGAAAAUGUUGAUUAGAAUUUAG
This is a messenger RNA of Penicillium expansum, 999 nucleotides long. Its product is annotated as quinone oxidoreductase family protein. Bases 1 to 999 code for a protein of 332 amino acids. The transcript has 3 exons. Gene Ontology annotation, molecular function: zinc ion binding; quinone reductase (NADPH) activity. Gene Ontology annotation, cellular component: cytoplasm. Gene Ontology annotation, biological process: cellular response to oxidative stress. NCBI's taxonomy places the organism in Eukaryota, Fungi, Ascomycota, Eurotiomycetes, Eurotiales, Aspergillaceae. The record is from RefSeq and is a predicted model, not a curated record.